Molecule: messenger RNA, 720 nt
Organism: Parnassius mnemosyne (clouded apollo)
Lineage: Eukaryota; Metazoa; Arthropoda; Insecta; Lepidoptera; Papilionidae
Source: the annotation of a GenBank genome assembly
AUGGAGCAAAUCGAGCAGCGUGCCGUCAUUAAGUACCUCCAUAAGAAGGGGCUAUCAUCAAAAGCCAUCCAUGAUGACAUGGUCAAUACAUUAGGCGAUUGUGCUCUGUCAUAUUCAUCCGUCAAAAAAUGGAUAGCAGAAUUUAAGCGUGGUAGAGAGAGUGUGAAAGAUGAACCCCGUUCUGGAAGGCCUUCGACGUCAACUACUGACGAAAAUAUUAAAAAAGUACUUGAUUUAAUAAUGGGAGACCGCAGAUUAAAAAUUAGAGAGAUAGCCGAGAUUAUAGGCAUCUCUUAUGAACGAACUCAAAACAUCAUUGUCAACGAGUUGGCAUUCCACAAGGUGUCUGCGAGGUGGGUUCCGCGACUGCUUUCAGUUGAACAAAAAAGGACGCGAUUGACAAUUUCACGCGACUGUUUGGAGUUAUUUGAAGCCGAUGCAGAUGAUUUUAUGAAUCGUUUUGUUACUAUGGACGAAACAUGGGUUCAUUACUGUACACCGGAAACAAAACAACUAUCAAAACAGUGGAGAAGACCUGGUUCACCACCCCCUAAAAAGGCUAAGUCGAUUUUGUCGGCAAAUAAGGUGAUGGCUUCAGUAUUCUGGGACUCGAAAGGUGUGAUUAUGAUUGAUUAUCUUGAAAGGGGUCAGAAUAUAAACUCUGAUUACUACUGCACCUUACUACGUCGUUUACAAGAGGAAAUAAAAGAAAAACUUUGA